Neltuma alba is the source of this 2697-nucleotide messenger RNA. Its product is annotated as disease resistance protein RPS2-like. The record is from RefSeq and is a predicted model, not a curated record. The transcript is spliced from 3 exons. Bases 1 to 2697 code for a protein of 898 amino acids. Lineage: Eukaryota; Viridiplantae; Streptophyta; Magnoliopsida; Fabales; Fabaceae. Gene Ontology annotation, molecular function: ADP binding.
AUGGCAGUUCCUCUAGUGGAUGAUUAUAAGGGUUGCAAAUUAUUGUUGACUUCAAGGAGCCAAGAUAUCUUACAAAAGAAUGACACUCACAAGAACUUCGCCCUUCAACUUUUGGAUGGUGAAGAAUCUUGGAGAUUGUUUGAAGCCACGGUUGGUGAAGAUAAAGAUGAUGAGGUCCGAACUAUAGCAACCCAAGUGGCUCAAAAGUGUUUAGGCUUUCCUGUUUUGAUAGUCACAAUUGCAAAGUCAUUAAAGGAUAAAGGUCUUCAUUAUUGGAGAGAUACCUUGAACAACCUAGAAAAGGUUGAUAACAAAGACGUCCAAGAAACCCUUAUUUUAGCUUUGAAAUUCAAUUUGAAUCGGUUGGAAGAUGAAGUAAAGAAAGUUUUCUUUCUUUGUGGUGUACAUGGAACAUUCAUACCCAUCAGUGACUUGUUGAAAUAUGCGAUUGGCUUGGGUAUAUUCAAACAUGUAGAUACCAUUGAGGGUGCCAGGAAUAAGCUUCAUAGAAUAAUUGAUGACUUGAAGGCGUCUUGUUUGUUGGUUGAUGAUGAUGCAAGAUCGGGAGUGAUCAAGAUGCAUAAUAGUGUUCGUGAAGGAGCUGUCUUGAUUGCCUCGAAAUUUGUUUUUACUAAAUGUAAUUUGAAGCUGCAAGAUUGGCCAAGAAAGGAUAUUCCAGAAAGAUGUACCCAUAUUAUCUUGAAACGUUGUUACAUACAAAAGCUUCCUGAAAGGUUAGAGUUUCCCCAUCUAACAUUUCUCCACAUAAAUAGCAUGGAUAAUCAGACUUUAGAAAUUCCAGAUAUCUUUUUUGAGGGGGUACAAAACCUUGAGGCAUUAGAUUUAACAGGCAUGAUCAUGUCUUUAUUACCAACAUCUCUCAGGCACUUGACCAAACUCAAAAUGUUGUGUUUGGAUUUUUGCUCUUUGAAAGAUAUGACUGGAAUAGGUGCUUUGAUAAAUUUAGAAAUUCUUACCUUAAUCUAUUCAUCCAUGGAAGAGUUCCCAAGUGAAAUAGAGCAGUUGACCAGGCUUAGAAUGUUGGACUUGAGUAAUUCUAGUACUACGAUUAAGACCACCCUACCCAACAUUUUGUACAAGUUGACCAAAAUAGAGGAAUUGUAUAUGGGCAAUGCCAUAAUUAAGUGGGAGGUAGAAAGUUCGUCUGAGCAAAAGACAAAUGCAAGUCUUCCUAAGCUUAGCCAUUUGAUUUGCUUGACCACUCUAGAAAUUCAAGUUAGUGAGGCUAGGCUUUUGCCCAAGGACAUACCAUUUGAUAAGUUAGAAAGAUACAAGAUUGUUAUCGGAGAUAAAUGGGAAUGGUCAAACAACAAAGAGACCUUAAGGUUGCUAAAGGUGAACUUGGAUACCAGCAUUCGAGGGGAAGGAGGGAUCAAAACAUUGAUUGAAAGAGCUGAAGAUUUAUACUUGGAUAAUAUAAGUGGCAUUUCAAAUGUGCUUUUUGAAUUGAAUGGCGAAGGAUUUCCAUCGCUAAAGCAUUUGCUUAUCCAAAAUAAUGGUGAAGUUCAACAUAUUAUCAACUCCAUGAAGAGGAAUCAAACUCAAGCUUUAUUCCCAAAAUUAGAGGCACUAAUACUUCAGAAUCUCAAUAAUUUGGUGAAGAUAUGUCAUGGUCCGAUUAGGAAUGAUUCUUUUGGCCAACUUAAGCUCGUCAAAGUCGAAAGUUGUGAUCAAUUAAUAUGUCUCUUCUCUGUUUCAGUGAUUAAAGCUUUUUCUCAUCUUGUUGAGAUUGAAGUUUCAGAAUGUAAUUCCAUGACGAAGAUUGUGUCUCUAGAAAAUGCAGAGAGCGGAAAAAUUAUUGAUGACAAUAUUGAGUUUCUUUCAUUGCGCUCUUUGACCCUACAACAUUUGCCCGCCACCUACAAUUUUUACUCUCACGAGUUGACGUCUCUUCCGAGAACUAAGCAGAGCUCGCUGCAGCCUGGUACUCUGACACCCUUUUUUAGUGCCAAGGUUAAAUUUUCUAAUCUGGAGACUUUGAAGUUGAGUUCGGUUAAUUUGAAAACAAUUUGGGAUGACAAAACGCCAUGCUUGAUGGAGAAUUUGGCCAACUUGACUGUAGAAGAUUGCUGUGGCUUAAAGUAUUUAUUCUCGUCUUCUAUAAUUGGAAGACUAUCAAAUCUCAAGCAACUUGAAAUAAGUAAAUGUGAUACGAUGGAGAAGAUAGUUGCUAUAGACGAGAAUUAUGGCGGUGCAACAACACAGGUGCUUUUCCCCAAAUUGGAAGCAAUAAUAAUAAAAGACAUGCAGAAUUUAAAGAUGAUAUGGCAACCCAUUCUGGCUUCAAAUUCUUUGGCCUGCUUUAAAACAUUGGAAGUCAAGAAUUGUGAAAAAAUUGAGAAGAUAUUUCCCAACUAUAUGAAUGGAGCACUUGCAAAUCUAGAAACAUUGAAGGUUGAAGGCUGUAUGUCGGUGGAAGAGAUAUUCCAGUUGGAUGUCGAUGCAGGUAAUACAACGCGGCUCAAGGACAUCACGCUACUCCAAUUGCCACAACUGAAACAAAUUUGGAGCAAAGGUUCUCAGUCAAGUCUUCACCUUGAGAACUUGCAAGUUGUGCGUGUUGAAGACUGCGGUGAUUUGGAGUACCUUUUCCCAUUCUCCAUACCCAUGAACUUGCCUCUACUUGAACAAAUUACAAUAAAGCGAGCUAAAAGGAUGAAGGAGAUUGUUUCUUAG